GUAAUUGGUGGUUAGCAGGACACUAAUCGGUCUGGUUUUCAUUGUUUCGUAAAUGGCAGGUAAGCUAUGGCCAUUUCAUGCGAUUGAAGCCGGCAGUCAUUUGUGGUGGCGGGUACGAAAUUGAAGGGACUGUAAAUAGUUGCUCACAUGGCAGGAGCAGAGAGGAGAAAGGAGGUGUGUGAGGCAGUGGAACAAUCUCCUUGCCUGGAGCGAAGUGGGCGUCAGAGAGUGAUGAGUGAUCUGUGAUCCGUCACAAUAAUUUCCACUUUCCGGUUUUCACAGAGCCUCUGCUGCUCCAUUUUGCUUCCCCUGCAUCAGCACCAGCUGCCGCCUGCCGGUGCAAGUGCUUGAUGGCGGCGGCGGCGGCGGCGGCGGUUGCAGGGUUGUAGUGCGUCGUCUUGUGUCUGCGGAUGGGGAAGGCGGGCAGGUGGCUGAGAAACUUCUUCCUGCCGGGGAAGAAGGGGAGGAAGGCCAAGGACAAAGCGGAUGCUGACUGCCAGUCGGUGCUGUCGGCGCCGUUGCCGGCGCAGGCGGCGGCGACGCCGUCCGUGAGGGAGAAGAGGCGGUGGAGCUUCCGGCGGCCGGGGUCUGCUGCGGCGGCGGUGGGCAAGGUCGACGCGGGCGCGUCCGGCGGCCAGGGGCCACAGGGCCCGCUCGCGUCCUCGUCGUCGCACUGCUUCUCGGAGGCUGAGGUGCGUGUCGCGGUGUCUCAGGACCAGCACGCCGUCGCCGAGGUCGCGACCACCGCGGCGCCGGUCGCCUCGCUCCCGCCGCCGGCGUUGGCGAGGAUUGGCGUUGGCGGCGGUGGCGGUGAGGAUGAGGAGGCCGCGGCGGCGAUCAGGAUCCAGUCGGCCUUCCGAUCGUAUCUGGCGAGGAAGGCGCUGUGCGCGCUGCGAGGGAUGGUGAGGCUGCAGGCGAUGGUGAGGGGCCAGCUGGUGCGGCGGCAGGCGAACGUGACGCUCCGGCGGAUGCAGGCGCUCGUCGACGCCCAGCGGCGCGCGCGCGCCGAGCGGCUGCGGCUCCUCGGGGAGGACCACGGCAGGCAGCAGCUCGCCGCCGCCACGCGGCGGCCAACGCCGAGCCGCCGGUCGCCGCAGCACCCGCGGUCCCGGAAGCCACUGGAGUCGGUGGAGAGGGGCUCGGAGGAGAACGUCAAGAUUGUGGAGGUGGACAAUGGCGGCGCGGCCGCGCGGCGGAGCAGCAGCUGCUACUCGACUACGACGCCGGGCCGCACGCUAGCGAAGGCCGAGCUGUACCAGAAGGUCUCGCCGACGCCGUCGGCGCUGACGGACGCGAGCGCGCGGACGCUCAGCGGGCGGUUCGACGACGCGUCAUUCGCCUCCGCGUGCGAGGCGAGCCGGCGCGGCAGCGCGGCGGCGUCGUUGCGCGCCGACCACGCCCACGCGCCGCCGCCGUUCCCGAACUACAUGGCGAAUACGGAGUCGUCGCGCGCCAGGGCGCGGCGGUCGCAGAGCGCGCCGCGGCAGCGCCCCUCGUCGGCGUCCGAGUCCACGGCGGCGGCGGCCUCGCCGUCCCCAUCGUGCUGCGAGCCGCGGCCGCCGAGCGGGGCCGGAGGCGGGACUAGCAGCGCGCGGCGGAGGGCGUCGCUGGACCCGCUGGACCUGCGCGGCGCGCCCCGGAGCUCCGCCGGGCGCAUGGAGCGGUGCGCGUCGCGGGCCAUGGCGCUUGCGCGCGCGAGCGGGAGCGCGAUCUCGUCGCUCCCCGGCAGCGAGUGCGGGUCGUCGAGCACCGUCGGCCACCGUGGCAGUGUGCAUGGGCCAUGGCAGGGGUGACCAUCUCUCCUCAUCAGUUUCGCGAGUGAGGAAGAGACGGAACCUUUACAGUAGAAAACUGACGAAUCUGAGGAAUGGAACUUUCGAUCAUGGUGUGCUUGCGUGUCUGAUUUUUGUCAGUGUGGAUGUAGGAGAUGAAUUUUGUUUAGCAAAGGCGCCACUGGGCCUACAGGUUUUCGGCCAAUUUUCGGUUGAAAAGAAAGGAAAUUUGAUUGGAUUCAUUUUAGUAAGAACACUUUGAUUUGACCAAA
Molecule: messenger RNA, 2044 nt
Organism: Setaria italica (foxtail millet)
Lineage: Eukaryota; Viridiplantae; Streptophyta; Magnoliopsida; Poales; Poaceae
Product: protein IQ-DOMAIN 14
Exons: 3
Coding region: 411-1793 (460 amino acids)
Molecular function (GO): protein binding
Source: RefSeq, a predicted model, not a curated record